Molecule: messenger RNA, 1112 nt
Organism: Lactuca virosa
Lineage: Eukaryota; Viridiplantae; Streptophyta; Magnoliopsida; Asterales; Asteraceae
Source: the annotation of a GenBank genome assembly
AUGCUCCCUCGAAGAACAAAUCAGAAUCCACAAUCAAAUACCCGAAGCUUUUUGAACGUCUCCGAUGAUAAAGUUCACCUUAUUGAUCUGCCUGAAGAUUCUGAUAGCAAUCGUCGAUGUGGAUCUUCAUAUGGAUGGCUUGUGAUUCUCGAAGAAACCCCUUCAAUUUCAAUCGUAAACCCAUUAACCCAGGCCAAACACCACCUCCCACCAUUAUCAUCGUUUCCAAACGUAACAUCCUUCGAGCCUUCUGAAAUUGGGAAAGAAUACACUCUCAAAACAUCAGAAGGGGAAGUAUAUACAUGUAAUUCAAAAGAAAUGCGUGAUUCUUUCAUCAAAAAGAAAGGCGACAACUGUUGGAAAUUCAUAGACGAUGCAAAUUCUUUCUGUGAGGACGUUGUUUUUCACAAAGGGUGUUUCUACGCUGUGAGUAAACAUGGAACAGUUGCUAUAUGUGACAUUACUGGAUCAUCACCAAAUGUUUCCUUUAUCGAAACCCCAAGACAAGUUGGAGGUGAUAUGCAAUAUUUGGUGAUAUGGAAAGAUGAAUUACUGUUGGUGACUCGAUAUAUGGAGGUUGAAUUUAACAUGGAUCAUCAUAAAGUUGAUAUUGUGUAUAAAACUACCGACUUUCGAGUGUUUAAGUUGGUUUUAAAUGGGCCAAAAUGGGAGAGUAUGAGUGGAUUGGAUGGGUGUGCGUUGUUUUUGGGGGAGAAUUCUUCCAUGGCGUUUCGUGCUUCUGAUUUCCAUGGUUGUAAUGGGAAUUGUAUAUAUUUCACAGAUGAUUAUUCUGAGUGGAAUUAUGAUGGUGCUAAUGGGGAUCAUGAUUUGGGUAUUUAUGACUUGGAAAAUGGUAGUGUGUCCAAGUCUACAUUAAUCACCAGGCCUGAUGGGUUUAACGAGGAAAGUGGCAAGACAAAUGUGGAUGAUCAUUUUUCUAAGCUUGGUUGGCUUUUUGUAUGAUAUAUAAAGUUAUGAGAGUUUUUGGUAAUGAAAUAUUGUUAUUUCUUUCUUACUUCGACUAUAAAUUGCUUGACGUGUGAUAUAUGAAGUUAUAAUCGAAUGUAAGGAAAGAGGAAAUUGCAUCGUGUUCUAUGUUUAAUGUUGAUGUU